Molecule: messenger RNA, 2596 nt
Organism: Myotis myotis
Lineage: Eukaryota; Metazoa; Chordata; Mammalia; Chiroptera; Vespertilionidae
Gene: ASRGL1
Product: asparaginase and isoaspartyl peptidase 1
Exons: 6
Coding region: 850-1662 (270 amino acids)
Molecular function (GO): asparaginase activity
Source: RefSeq, a predicted model, not a curated record
GUGGAGCCACUCUGGUUGGUAGAGCUUCAUGGCUCCGAUCGGGCGGGGAAGGAACAGAGGCGGCAGGCGGUGCAGACAGUUCAGGGCAGAGGCCGCAGCUUCGAGCAGGCUUCUCCCGCAAGUGCAGUUCCCUGGAGAGGCCCCUGCGUGGAAAUGGCUGCUGCGCUUUGUGUGUGUGUGUGUGUGUGUGUGUGUUUUGUUUUGAACCCAGUUAGCCACCAGAAGCCCUUCCUAGUAGGUGUCUUCGUUCUCAACGUUCACAUUUAAAUUACAAAACCGUCUUCACCCAACCCCGCCCGCACUGGGGCUCCUGGUGGUAUCGAAGUGGUUGGUGGGCACUUAGACCAUCUUUGGGCGCAUCUCGCCAGCAACGCCAACACCCGCCCAGCCGUUAAGGAGGAGGACGGGGUGCGGGCCUCCCUCUGGGAGCUCACCUGGGUGCAGCAGCCCCGGGUCCGGCGGCCGCGGAGACGCCUGCCGAACCGGGAGAUCGAGCCGGGCGGCCUCCCGCGGGGGUUACGGCCAUUCCGCGCGCGCCCCGCCCUCGCGGCCCCGGCGCCCUUGCAGGCGGGGCAGUUGCGAGCCCAGCGGUUUCCAGACCCGCCUGGCGGAGGGUCUGGGCCGUGCAGGUUCCGAGUCCUGCGGGGCGGCUCGGCCCGUCCCGAAGCCCGGCGCCCCCUCCCGUGGUGCCUCGGUUUCCAGAAAGGGCCUGAGCUGUGUUCCCCGCCUUCCUGCCGGAGUAGAAGCCCGACCUGGUCCCCAACGGAAUCCCGAGCCGACUGCGCCCGUGGGCUCCCUGGGCCCUUUGACAUGACCUUCUCGUCCCGUUGAUCCCGCGGGUCCGUCGACAUGAACCCCUGCGGCGUGAACCCGGUGGCCGUGAACCCCGUGGUGGUGGUCCACGGGGGCGGCGCCAGCCACAUCGCCAAGGACCGCAAGGAGAUGGUGCGCCAGGGCGUGCUGCGCGCCGCCACCGCGGGGUACAGCGUCCUGAAGGCGGGGGGCAGCGCGGUGGACGCGGUGGAAAGCGCGGUGGCCGUCCUGGAGGACGACCCCGAGUUCAACGCAGGCUGUGGAUCCGUCCUGAACGUAAAUGGGGAGGUGGAAAUGGACGCCAGUAUCAUGAGUGGAAAAGACCUGUCUUCGGGCGCCGUGUCUGCCGUGCGCUGUAUCGCGAACCCCAUCAAGCUGGCACGGCUCGUGAUGGAGAAGACGCCUCACUGCUUCCUGACUGACCGGGGGGCCGCAGAGUUCGCAGCCGCCAUGGGGGUCCGAGAGGUUCCUAGGGAGCAGCUGGUAACAGAGAGAAACAGAAGACGCCUGGAGAAGGAGAAGCACUGCAAAAGCGCUCCGAAGCCAGAGCCGCAAAAGCACCCGGGCACCUGUCACUUCGCAGCGGCACCGCGUGACCCGUCGCCCUCGUCGUCCACGCUCGUGACUAACACCAUUCAGCCCCCAGGGAGGCGCCUUCGUGCGCCCCUUGCUCUGUGUCCGGGAAGCAGAGGCCGCCUGAGUCUAAAGGUCGGUGGAUCGCGCCGCUGCCGGCCUCAUCGGCCGCUCGGAGUGGGGGAGAGCGAACAGCAGCGUCCGAUCAUUGAAAAUGGGUCCACGUCUCACGCUCUUGAUAGAAAAGACAAGAGGAACUCCCAAAGGAAAAACUGAGAAGGAAGAAGAAAAACCUCCAAGAAGCCGUCUGCUUGCAUUUUUAGAGGCAAAACAGUAAAAGGAGGCCGCCUUCUUCCCGGCUGAGCCCACAAAAGCUACGCACGCGGGCGCGACAGUCUCUGUCCAAUGAAGAGCUCAUGACUCGUCCAAACAAUGAAAGUCACAACAACACUGUUCUCUCCAAAUCCACAACCUGGCGGGUCCGGAUGAAGUCCCUGCAACCUCGGCUUCUUCCCCAACGGACGCCGUAGCUGCUAAUCCACAGCCUCCCGCACAGAACAGGACGGAGCAGGUGCCAGCAGUGGGGGGGACGCUGCCUCGACAGCGGACCACUGAAAACACAGGAAAACACUGGCAUGAAACAUCAGUGUCGUGUCCUCCAAAGAAUGAGGCCAGGUGCCCGACAUUAGCCAAGCCGAACGCUGCCUUCCAGGCACACAACACAGUGUUUACAAAAACAAUGGAAACUUUCUAGGUUGAGUAACAGUUAUUUCACAAUCUGAUAAAAUGCCAAACGUGUGAUUAGGAUAAAUAAUAAGGAAACUAAUGAUCACUAUCUAGAUCGGUUGAUUGAAUGGGUAAUACCUGAGAGAUGAAAUCACAUGUAAACUUUUUAAAGUACUCAGUUCAACUAGAAUGUUCCCUGGUGAGAAGACAUGUUGAACAGCUAACAUUCUGUGCAUCGUUACACUCCCCGGAGAAGAAAAGCAAGCUUAAAUCAAUGAGCAUUUCAGUGGCUUUACACCUGCUUUUUAAGGGAUGCGUUUUGAAUGAAGAGAAGAAUUGGGGAACGCUUUUUAACUUAGACUAAAAUUAAUGUUUAAAAUGAUCGCCUAGCCCUAGCUGGUUUGGCUCAGUGGAUAGAGCGUCAGCCUGCAGAUUAAAGGGUCCCAGGUUUUGAUUCCAGUCAAGGGCACAUGUCCGGGUUGUG